UCAGAAUCGGCUUUUAACAUCAUGUCAGAGCAAAAAGAUCGAGAUCCUCCAUCGGUAGAGUCCGUGACCUCGAGCGAGCCAGAUCUCCCAACUGUCAGAGGCCACGUUCCGUACAAAGUUUGGCUCGUCCAAGGACUGUAUUUCCUGGAGAGAGCUGCAUUCUACGGACUCAGUCAACCCCUCCAGAAUUACCUCCAGCUGUCUCGAGAUGACCCUUUUCGCCCAGGGGCGCUUGGUCUAGGACAGGCACGAGCUGUAUUGAUCAUCUACAUCUGGUUUGUAUACAGCUAUAGCACACCGCUGGCAGGGGGCUUGCUAGCAGACUGCUGGCUUGGCCGGCGCAAAACAAUUCAAGUCGGAUUUCUAAUAUACCUGGUGGGACUCGGCAUUGUCACGGCUACCGCUUUCACGCAGCGAAUUUACGGCACAGGAGGCCUCCCAGGCUUCAUCGUUGGCAUGCUUCUCGUUGGUGCUGGCACCGGAACUGUAAAACCCAAUAUAACUGUCUUCUUAAUUGACCAGCUCCCGGAAGAGGAACCCAAAAUCGUCACCUUAAAGAACGGGGAGUCAGCAACAGUGAGCCGUGAUCUCACGAUUUCCUUUAUUUGGAAUGUCAAUUACUGGGUGAUCAACAUUGGAGGGCUGUGCGGCAUUAUCACCACCAAUGUCGAGAAGUAUGCCUAUGCCGGCUUUGGCUUUGCCUUUCUGAUCUGUCUCUGCUUGAUUGGCAUAUCUGCCACAAUUUUCCAAAUUGGAUACACAAAAUUCGACACCGCACCACCGUCCGGAAAUCCUGUCGCGAAUUUGGUCGGCGCAUUGCGUCGCCGCCGGGAAGCAGCCCAUCCCAGGCCCGAUUUGACAGAAGUGGUAACACAGACGCCUUCUCAAAACGGCUCUAUACCUUCAAGGGACGAUGAGACUACAAUAGCGGAUGCAAAGUCCGCCCUUCGCGCCUGUUUAGUCUUCCUUCCUUUCCCAGCCCUAAUGCUAUCCGUCAACCUUAUGGACAGCACCCUCAUAGCGCAAGCAGGCACCAUGCAGACCCACGGCCUCCCUAACGAUAUCAUGUACAAUCUUAAUCCCAUAUCCGUCAUGGUCUUUCUGCCCUUCUUUCAAAGCUGGAUCUACCCCACGCUAGCCAGAAUGAAAGUCAACUUUUCACCGGAACACCGCAUCGGCGUGGGGCUCUUCUGUGCCGCGCUUGCGCUGGCAUACACCACUGGAAUUCAGCACCUCAUAUAUUCGACUGGUCCCUGCUUCAGCCGCCCACUCAAAUGUCUUGGUGGGAGCAUCCCCAACGACGUCUCCGUUGGACUACAGACCCCGACUUACGUGCUGCUCGGGUGGGCGGAGAUCCUGGCCAUCGUGGCGGGUACCCAGCUUGCUUAUGCGCGGGCCCCGGCGAGUAUGAAGUCAAUCGUGCAGGCUCUCUUCAACUUUUUCAGCGCCUUGGGAUCGCUGAUCGGUGGUGGGGUGUCUUUCGCUGCCUAUGAUCCCAAUAUGGUCAUCGUGUAUGGAUCAAUCACCGGGCUGCUGCUCUUCGUCAGUGUUGCUUUCGAGCUUAGCUAUUUUGUCAGGGGCAAAGUCUGA
This is a messenger RNA of Aspergillus candidus, 1590 nucleotides long. Its product is annotated as POT family-domain-containing protein. The record is from RefSeq and is a predicted model, not a curated record. Gene Ontology annotation, cellular component: plasma membrane; fungal-type vacuole. Lineage: Eukaryota; Fungi; Ascomycota; Eurotiomycetes; Eurotiales; Aspergillaceae. Bases 22 to 1590 code for a protein of 522 amino acids. Gene Ontology annotation, biological process: transmembrane transport. The transcript has 7 exons. Gene Ontology annotation, molecular function: tripeptide transmembrane transporter activity; dipeptide transmembrane transporter activity.